Molecule: messenger RNA, 2200 nt
Organism: Aspergillus versicolor CBS 583.65
Lineage: Eukaryota; Fungi; Ascomycota; Eurotiomycetes; Eurotiales; Aspergillaceae
Exons: 6
Coding region: 31-2115 (694 amino acids)
Biological process (GO): regulation of DNA-templated transcription; DNA-templated transcription
Cellular component (GO): nucleus
Molecular function (GO): DNA binding; zinc ion binding; DNA-binding transcription factor activity, RNA polymerase II-specific
Source: RefSeq, a predicted model, not a curated record
CUUUAUCAACAGCGCUCGACUGUUGGAGCCAUGAGUUCGCAGUCACCGGCCCAGAACACUACUCAUUCCGUAACUGCGUGUCAGCGAUGUCGUGAUCAAAAGCUCAAAUGUAGCCGUGAACGCCCAGUAUGCACGCGAUGUAGGCGGCUCCAAGCCAACUGUGCCUAUCCGAGCCCUCCCAGUCGCCGGGGUCGGAAGCUGCAGCGCAGUUCGAGACGCGUAAAUCUGGGUGGCGGCCUAGGCCGAAAUCAGUCCCAUCCACCUUCUAUUCAAACACGCGAAGAAGCCUCCGAAUUUGAUAGGACAACCCCCGUCCUGACACCCGUAAACGGGCUCGAAUCAAUAAAUGACUCUUCCCAUUCGUAUCAAACACAGCUACGCAAGACUUGUCCAGCUAGGACAGGGUUGAUUUCUACUUCCGACCCGCCGCUACCACCCCGGGCGAUUGGGUUGUCCCUGCUUGAAGUAUAUUUUACGCGUAUCUACAAUGCUUCGCUGAUGUUUCACAAACCCCUACUAUUUAGAGACUAUCUUGACGGGAGGCUUCAUGAUGUUCUACUGAAGGCCAUCUUUGCCUUGGCCACGCUCUUCUUAUCCACGCCGAACGAAGGCGGGCGGGAAGGCUCGCUAGAGCAGUCCGAGUUGCGGAUUCUAAGCCCGUACUACCCCUGUGGCGUCCAAUGGGCAAAGGCUGCUCUGAGAGAUGCUAUGCCAUUGGCAGCACAAGAGCAAUCCCUCAUGGUUACCCAGGCACUUCAAUGCCUGCAGCACUAUUGGUUUGGAGUUGGUGACCCAUAUUCAGCAAAUCUAUGUCUCACAUUGGCACACCGUUCGUGCCAACUCCUUGGAUACAACAAAUUGACCGCUGAUGCCGAGGUACAAUCCGAACUCAAACGUCGAUGCUUCUGGGCGUGCUGGGUGUCGACCUGCAUAGUAGGAGCGCCUGAACCGUAUAUCCGGUCAGCCUGGCAGGAGGUUGAGAUGCUGCCACUCCCUGCUUGCAUACACGACACAGGAUUUGGAUACGAGAUUAUAGUAGACCAGCGGAUGGACAAUCAGUGGCAUUCGCGCCCUGUGGAUUCUCAUGAGUCUGUUCGAUCACCAGUCGCUGCAGCAUUGCUGGUUAAAAUUGUUGGCGUAUGGACGAAAGUUCAACUCCUGUUAGCUGAUUCAAAAUUAAUGACCAUAACCGAGCAACUGGAUUGCGUGGAGCAACUGUCCAGCCUAGCGACAUCGGUUUUUGACACGGUGCUUCCUGAAAUUGACAUUUCCUCAGAAAGCGGACGACUCAUGCUCCUUUGCAAUGCUCUAUACCACCAAUGCCAGAUCGCUCUGCACUCCAUGAUCGUCCCUCUGUUUUCAGGCACGUCUCUCGAAGGAGUAAGCCGUGAGACUGUUAGACGCAGCGCCGAAAGUGUCAUAUGUCAUGCGCAUCUAUUUGAGAGAUUAUUGACACCAUACUUGGACAAAAAAGCUGAUAUCACUCACCUGGCCCCCCUUGUAGGCCACGGUGCUUUUAUAACGGCUAUGGUUUUAUUGGCUACGGAAAUUCCUCAUUGGGUCACACAUAACGGUAGACAAACGGAGCGCCGCAGUUUAAUUGCAGUGCGAGCGAUCCUGAAGCUGCUAGAUAUUUUUCGGAGACAUUGGCAACCGUUACAACAUCAUUGGGAGAAACUUCACGCUGCCUUGGAAGCGAACUUUCCGACCAGCAAUACCCAUUUCGAGGCAGAAGCUUACGGAAGAGAUGGAUCGACUGGUGCUUCUAUUCGAGAUUCGGCCCGAAUACAAUCGAACUAUGCGAAUACUAAUUGGGAUAGUGGACAUGAAAGUCGGAUCCAGUCUCCAUGCCCGUUAAAUAACAUACCCCACUCUCUGGCGAGGAGCCAAUUCCCAGUGGAAAUGGGCAUAUCGCCUGGAAAUGCAGUCGAGGAAACCGAAAACCCUUUUAACCCUGUAGACUCUAGGUGUGCUGACGGUUCAAUCAUAACGCAGUCUGCUGUCACAGAAGAGGAUGCGUGGUUUAGCUUGUCUUUUGCGGAAGCCGGAAUCGAGCAAUUUGCAGGUUACGAACAUCUGCCUUUAUUUCAACAGGGAUGGAUGAAUUUCGGUUGAAGUUGAUUAUAUUCAGGUGUUAGGGAUAGAAAUCGAGAAACAAUGCAACAACACUACUCUUGACACAUCUUUUGUUAACAUACAA